AGCAGGCAAUUAAAGUCAUUAGAGUCUCGGUUGAACGGAAAACUAAGUCGCUUCUUUUAUGUAGUCAACGCGAGGCCUACACGUUAGUAGUAGGGGGAGCUUUUAUUUGAACGACAGACCGACCUAGCUUUGUGGCGGAAGUGUGCGUGUGAUUUGAUUGACAACUGAACACGCCACUCAAACACAAACUGUUCACCAAUGUGGCGCACGGCGGGGUUUUCUCGACCAAUGGCUGCAGUGUAGGGGCGGGACAUCCGCGAUGAAGUGUGACCGGAAUGCCCAAAGAAAAAUAUGAUCCAUCUGAUCCCCGGAAAAUGUAUACAAUUAUGUCUUCAGAAGAAGCAGCAAAUGGGAAAAAAUCAUACUGGGCAGAGUUGGAAAUCAGUGGGAGAGUUAGAAGUUUGAGUUCGUCAUUAUGGUCAUUAACACACUUGACUGCAUUGCAUCUUGGUGACAACUCCCUUUCACGUAUUCCUCCUGAUAUUGCCAAACUGCAUAAUCUGGUUUAUUUAGACCUAUCGUGCAACAAGAUACGGAGUUUACCAUCUGAGCUUGGAAACAUGGUAUCACUCAGGGAACUGCUUUUGAACAAUAACCUGUUACGGGUUCUACCAUUUGAGCUUGGAAAAUUGUUUCAGUUACAGACCCUGGGUUUGAAAGGAAAUCCUUUGGCACAAGAAAUUCUUAGCCUCUAUCAGGAACCAGAUGGAACUCGUAGGUUACUGAAUUACUUGCUUGAUAAUUUGGCAGGUACUUCAAAAAGAAUUCAGCCAGAACAGCCUCCACCAAGGUCAUGGAUUGUUUUACAAGAACCAGAACGGACACAUCCUUCAGCAUUGUUCUCGGUCAUGUGCUACAACGUAUUAUGUGACAAAUAUGCCACACGACAGCUAUAUGGGUACUGUCCAUCGUGGGCACUGAACUGGGAAUAUAGGAAAAAAUCUAUUAUGCAAGAAAUCUUGAACUGCAAUGCGGAUAUCAUAAGUCUUCAGGAAGUUGAAACUGAACAGUACUUCGCUUUUUUCCUGGUUGAACUUAAAGAACAUGGAUAUGAUGGUUUCUUCAGCCCCAAAUCCAGAGCCAGGACAAUGUCCGAAUCUGAUCGGAAGCAUGUAGAUGGCUGUGCAAUAUUCUAUAAGACUGAAAAAUUUUGUCUGAUUCAGAACCACACUGUUGAAUUCAACCAAUUGGCCAUGGCAAACUCAGAUGGUUCAGAAGCAAUGUUGAACAGAGUUAUGACAAAAGAUAACAUCGGAGUUGCUGUACUCUUGGAGUUGCAGAAGGAUUCUUUUGAGCUAUUCCCUGGGAAGUCAUUUCAUGGUGUGGAAAAGCAGCUCAUUCUUAUUGCAAAUGCACAUAUGCAUUGGGAUCCUGAGUAUUCGGAUGUGAAACUGAUACAAACCAUGAUGUUCCUGUCUGAAGUGAAGAACAUAAUUGAAAAGGCAUCUCAUACACUCAGACCUGGCGCUGUCACAGGAGACCUUAAUGUCAUUCCUCUUGUACUGUGUGCAGAUCUCAAUUCACUGCCAGAUUCAGGUGUUGUAGAAUACUUGGCCACUGGAGGAGUUGAUACAAACCACAAGGAUUUUAAAGAACUGAGAUAUAGUGACUGUCUAAUGAAAUUCAGUAAUAUUGGAAAAAAUGGAACUCCAAGUGCAAGGAUCACUCAUGGCUUUAAGCUGAAGAGUGCUUAUGAGAAUGGCCUAAUGCCUUAUACAAAUUAUACCUUUGACUUCAAAGGUAUUAUUGACUACAUCUUCUACUCAAAGCCUCAUAUUAACAUACUGGGUGUCCUUGGACCUUUGGAUCCUAAUUGGCUGAUUGAAAACAGCAUCAGCGGCUGCCCACAUCCACAUGUCCCAUCUGACCAUUUCUCACUUUUUGCACAACUGGAGCUUUUACUGCCCUUUGUGUCACCAGUAAAUGGUAUCCAUCUGCCAGGCAGAAGGUAGUUGUGUAGUUUUUGGAGGGAAGCCUCUUAAACAAUCUUGUAAAAUUGUAAAAUCAAAGUACUGAGGAGUGAAGUAUGGCCAGUAGGAUUAUUGUCUAAAUUAUGUUCUUAAUCAAUUUUAAAAUUUGUUUCUUGGAUAGAUUGUCUGAGUAAUAAACAAUAGUAGUCCGGUGCUAUUUGCAGAUAAUGAAAUUCUGAGCCCUGUUUCCUACUUUGUAUACUGUCAACAAAUGCCGAAAAUGGGUAUCUUUACGAAGCUAUUGCUUUUUGCUUCCACAUUUUUGGUGUAAAAUGAAGCAAAAUUUCCAGUCUCUAUAUAUGUUAUACAGUUGAUUCCUUUUAGAUUGGGGAAGGGGAGGCAAUUUGCUGCAAUGUUUUAUUUACGUAGGAAUGUUCACAGAACAAGUUCUCUUUAAAAUGCAGUUGUGCACUUUUGAAAUCUAGCUAAGUGAAUGAAACAUUUUACAUUGUCACCUUUUCUCUGAACAUUUUGUAAUAUGGUGGAAAGUCUAAUAAAUUGCUACAUGGGGCAUAGUGCUGUGGAAGGGAGAUGGGAUGAAAGUGUUGUAAUCUAACAUUAUUUGAUUGCUUAAAGAAUUUUCAAGAAUGAAUGUAAGUUCCUUUAAAGACUUGAAUGGCAAAUGUUCACAGAAAUGUUAUUUUUCGUUCCAUUUUUGCUUCCCUGAAUUUGUUUAAUUAUCCCUUAAGACUACCAUGUGGUAAGUUUUUUUUUAUUCCUGGUCAGACAAUAAGUCUUUUGUCCAUAUCUAUGUUUGCAAAUGUGGAUUUUUUUCCCUUCCCACUCCUCUUUUUCAAAACAAAACUUUCCUCAAUGCACAGUAGCCCUCAAGCGCACUUCUUUUCUUUCAGUAGAAACUUGAGAGUGCUUCAAACCAAAGUUAAAAUGAGAAGAACCUAAAAUGUUUCCAUAACGUCCUUGUAAACAUUGCUAAAACUGCUGUUUGCGUCUUAACUCUAGUGGUUCAUUUACAUGUUCGUUUAAAGAUAAUAUACAGGUGUAAAAGGUUUGUGAGCUUGAUUUGUAAAAUUGCCUACUUGACAAAAUAGUAAACUAUUUUACUAAAGAGGAAUCAACUGUGUAUUGUUGCACACAAAAUCUGCCUAGCACUACCUUUUCAGGCCAGUAGUAGCCAAUGAGGACCUUUCUUUCCAUACUUCACUCCCACAAUUUUGAGAAGUGUUUGUAUAAAUUUGAAUUUGAAUUUAGCCUUUAAUGAUUGUAUAUGAACCAUAGAAGACCUGAUUUAAGGCGUUUUGUACUAAAAAGAUUUAAAACAGAUUUGGAAAAAUGAUUGUAUUGUAAACUAAGGCUAAAUUUUUAUCUGUUACAUGCUUUAAAAAAAACCAUUUGUAAAGAAAAAAAGAAGUUGCAACAGGUUUCCUCUGCUAAUAUUUGCACUGUUCUGGGUUUGUAACUUGUGUACUACUUUUACAGUUGAGGACAUUGUUGAUUUAAAUUCAAGUAUUUCACUCCUCAGGAUUUGGUAUCAGCAUUUGAACCUUUAUAAUCUUUGAAUUUACCCAAGUUCCUCUGACUUAAUUUUUUUUUACAUGACGUGCCUCAUCAACUUUUUUUUUAUUUUCUGAGGGGUUUUUUGGAACCAGCACUGCCUGUGCAUGCGGAGAAAUCCUGAGCAUCUUCUUUUGAGAUUUUUUUAAAAAAAUAAAAACUGUUAAGAUUUGUGAGAUUUUAUGAAGACACUUUUGUAUAAGCUCUGUGGCAUUUUUUUUCUUGUGGAGCAAUGAACACCACAUUGUUGAUCAGGUUGGGUACAGUAGGGUACUGAGUAUAACUUUAGCCCAUUGUACCUUAGCACUGCUUCUGUCCCUUUGCACAGUGCUACUUUUCACCAAGGAAAGCUGCAUCAUGUGAGACCAUACCACCACCAUUGUCGUGUGCUUUGAUCUUGUAGAGAAGUAGCAUUCCUUGGUAGGUAUUUUAAUGUUCUGAAGCAGUGUAAACUAGAACUGAGCUAUAUUUUGCAUGCAGGUCUUCCAGACAAAGUUUCAAAUCCAUUAUUUUUUAAACAGUCAUGAUUUUGUGUUUUUUCAGCUGGACCAGAGCUAUAUCUCUACUCUCUGUUCAUUGUGCCAUUGGUAGCAUAUUCUUAAAGCCAAGUGUGCAAGCUUUAGUAGGUUAGCUUUUGCUGUGCUUUCGUUUAAGGUGCUAGGGGGAAGAAGGGGGAGCCUUUGGAAUUAGCUUGUACUAUAUUAUGCAUUGAAUGAGCCAGAGGUAUAGUUUGAUCUAGCUUUAUAGUUUCGACUGCAGGCAGAGAGACAAAAGAACACAACGUGACACUAAAGAAAAUUGGACCAGUCUUCAUUCCAGUUUACAGUUGAUGUGGAAUGUAGUUAAAUGGAUUGUGACAAAUUUUAACUUUUAAAACAUUUAAUUAAAAAGACAAAGCACUUAAGUAAAGGUGGUGCAGACAAAACCAGAAUAGAAUGAAAAAUUUUGGAAAGCUCACUAAGUUUAAAGAUAUAGUAAAUACCCAUAAGAGAUUUAUAAUGAACCCUUGUCUGGGACCUGCAGUCGUCUUUGUUUGUACAAUUAGCAAACAUGUCCAAUUUAUAAUCAGUAAACUAAUUACUGGUAGUAUUGUUUGUAGUAGAUUUAAUGAGUAGCUUUUUGUAAAGUGUGAAUAAAAGGUGUUUACUCAUGUUUUCCUUGCUUUACCAUUUUAUUAAUGUACAUCAUGAAACCCCAAACUGAAGUAAAUCAGGCAAAUGGCCAAUCAGUAUUGAUUUCAUUGUUUCAGCUUCAUGGUCACUUAGAAUGGAUAUAUACAGUUCACAGUUCAAAGGAGCUGUUAAUUCACAGACCAAAUCCAAAUGCUAUUGUAUGCUUAAUUUCUGUGACUGUUUAAAAUGUGACGUCUUAUUUAAAUACUGUACUGAAAUUAAAUUUUAUCUCUUUUUGGUAGGGUAUUUGUGGGAAUUUUUAUAUGCAGUUUUUUUGCAUAGUCCUACAAAUGUAGAAAUUUGGAUUUACAGAAUGCAAAAAAAAUUCAUCGGUGCAUUUUAUGUAAGGUUAAGACACCCCAUUUACAUAUUCAGGAAAGUAACAGACCAGGUUACUUUUCGUGUACAGUCACAUUCAUUACCACGUCCAAAUAAAAGUGUAUUCCAGUGAGUCCUUGAUGGUAACUUGUAGGCUACAUAAAUCUGAACCUUCUCCCCAUUUUCUUUAGUGAUGAUCACUACUCAGGAUAGAAGGACAUCUUUAGUUCUGUGCUUAACCUAUUUCUACAGAUUUCACUCUAUAAUGCACUGCAGCAACUCUUGUUUACCAUUUUUCAUGGGUGCACUGAUCAAACCAGCAAUUACAUCUGCACUAAGUAAUUUUUUUAAAAUUACAGCUACCUAGGCAGCUCUAAAGUCAGAUUUGAGAUGAAGUGGUAAACGAGGGCUUUUUAAAUGUUAUGUGAACUUUUUGGCUUGAAUAGCAGUUGAUAGCACGAUGUUUUCCAUAAGCAGGGUCUGCUUGUUCCUGUGCACAGGUGUAUUUUUCCUACUCACAGCUUGGACAAUAAAUUGUAUAUCUAUUUCAAA
Messenger RNA from Hemiscyllium ocellatum (epaulette shark), 5524 nucleotides. Its product is annotated as CCR4-NOT transcription complex subunit 6-like. The transcript is spliced from 13 exons. The record is from RefSeq and is a predicted model, not a curated record. Gene Ontology annotation, molecular function: poly(A)-specific ribonuclease activity; protein binding. The coding region runs from base 276 to 1952 and encodes 558 amino acids. Gene Ontology annotation, cellular component: cytoplasm; CCR4-NOT complex; nucleus. NCBI's taxonomy places the organism in Eukaryota, Metazoa, Chordata, Chondrichthyes, Orectolobiformes, Hemiscylliidae. Gene Ontology annotation, biological process: nuclear-transcribed mRNA poly(A) tail shortening.